Messenger RNA from Pygocentrus nattereri (red-bellied piranha), 1526 nucleotides. Its product is annotated as SLC35A4 upstream open reading frame protein. The transcript is spliced from 3 exons. NCBI's taxonomy places the organism in Eukaryota, Metazoa, Chordata, Actinopteri, Characiformes, Serrasalmidae. The record is from RefSeq and is a predicted model, not a curated record. Bases 54 to 362 code for a protein of 102 amino acids.
UGCAAGACAGGACGCAUAGUCGAGCACAGUGCUCAGAGCCUACACAUGCGAACAUGGCGGAUGACAAGGAUCCAUUCAGGCAGUUGAAGGAUCUAGCCCUGCUUAAAGGCCAGCUGGAUGACAUUCAGCGACGAGUGGAGACUGAGGUGCAAGCUGGACUUCCACAGGGCGGGAGUCUGCUGGGCUCUCCCUUCCUCAAGGGCUUUCUGGCUGGAUACAUCGUAGCGAAGCUGCGCUCUUCAGCCAUUAUGGGCGUGCUUGUGGGAACCUGCACCGGAAUCUAUGCUGCUCAGAACUUUAAUGUGCCCAACGUUGAGCAGACCACGAAGGGCUAUUUCAGCUCCUUUAGGAAAAGCAAAUAGAAUCGUGGUCACAGCUCAGGGUCGACAAAAAAGUCAACGAAUCAUGCAUCUCAAAUGUCUUUUCCUCACCUCAGCCUUCUAGGAAGCACUGCAUUGAAGACCAUGCAGUUUUCCAGUAUAUUGCAGUGCAGAGUGGCUGACGUAAAUAAUGGGACAUAAUUAAUUUUCCAUAAAAUUGAACUGGGAGCCAAUAUGAAAAGGUUUUUGUUUAGUGAUAAACUGGCAGCUCAGGGAUGAGUUUCCCCAAAGUCUUGUAACAUUGAUAAAACUGAUGUUCUACAAUCACAUCUUUGUUACUCUAACUGAUACUUAAAGUGGUGAUCUGAACAUACCGCUUCAGUCCUUUUUGGAAACCGAUGCCCUAAAGUUUACCAUAAAGCCUUUCUGGUGCUUUAGACAAAGAUUUGGUCAUCUUUCUCCUUUUAAAUGUCCAGGAAUGUCAUAUCUAACAUUCUGGUCAACCUCUACAGAACUCUGCAGUGCAGAGUGGUUGAAUUAUUCAGCGUCCUCCAUGCCACCAGUGUCUAAUUGCAGCAAAGUCAGCUUUGAUUUGUGCCUUUUUUCCUUCCAGCGUAGCCGAUAGGGCGAUGACCUGGCUUGUGAGUGCUGUACACAAUCAGUAUCACCUUUCAAACAGUGGAUCAAAGAGCAAUUAAGCAUUUUUUUGCACUUUAGCCUUGCUGGAUUUGCUGAGAUGGUAGCUAAUAAAGUAUCCAUGAAAUGUUGGCAAAAAAAAAAAAAAAAAAAGGUUAUCAAGGAUCAUACAAAUUGACUGCGAUGCAGUUAAUUUCAGAUGACACUUUGUUAAUCCAGUGCUAAACAGUGCUUUGAUUAUAUCUCAAGAUAUAAAGUAAGCACCUUUUUAAUUUUUUUUUCUUUAUGCUUAGUUGUAAGCUCUUCUUUUGAAUGCCAUACUCUUUUGUCAUUUGGUGUUAUUUAUGUAGAUCUGUUCUGAAAUGGGUACCGUUACAUCAUGUUGCAUGACAUUUUUCAUGUAGUAAGACAUUCAUAUGCAUAAAUAUGUUCAAUGAAUGAAGUGUAUUAUUCGUGUACUUUUUGACUUGCUAUAUAUAACAUUAGGUCGUUGAAUGAAUGAACUCAUUUCUUAGAGAACAUACCAGAUUUAUGGUCCACAUUACGAAUGAAAUAAAAACAAAUUUCUAA